AUGUCAAAGCGCCUCCAGGCAGCGCAGCCGCGCUCCCCCCGUGCGCUGCCCCCGGCCCGGCUCCCCGCGCUGCUGCUGCUGCUGCUCGGCCCGGGCUGGCUCCUGCGGCCCGAGCCCCGCGCCCGCGGUGAGAAUGUGGACAGCAAAGUGGAGUCCCCGAGGCUGCAGAUGUCAAAGGACCAGUCCAAAGAAUAUGAGAUAACAAUUCCUUUCCAUUUGAAUGGAGAACAGUGGAGACCAGUGAAUGGCAUUUAUUCCAAGAACCACCCAGCAGUGCUGCAGUUUGUAAUUCAAGCUGAAAAUAAACAUCUGGUCAUCGAUCUGGAGAGGAAUGAGGGCCUGCUGGCCAGAGGAUUCACAGAGACCCAUUAUCUGCGGGACGGCGCUGACGUGGUUCUCACACGCAAUCACACGGGUCACUGCUAUUACCAUGGCCAGGUCCAGGGGUACCCCGAGUCCUCCGUCAGCCUCAGCACCUGCUCGGGACUCAGGGGAAUUAUUGUGUUUGAAAACAGCAGCUACAUUCUGGAGCCAUUGGAAGGUUCUGCUGGAGGUGAGCACAAGAUCUACCGAGCGGAGAAGCUGAAAAUAGUCCCGGGAUCUUGUGGCCACCAGCUGGACAUCCCUGCCAUGGGGGCUGCUGCCAGUGCCACGUCACAGCGUUCUCCUGCUGCCAGGUACAAGAGGGAGACUCUGAAGACAACGAAGUACGUGGAGCUUGUUAUUGUGGCGGAUAAUCGUGAGUUUCAGAGACAAGGCAAAGAUGUGGAAAAAAUUAAGCAGAGGCUGAUAGAAAUCGCAAACUACGUUGACAAGUUCUACAGGCCACUAAAUAUCCGAGUGGCCCUGGUGGGAGUGGAAGUGUGGAAUGACAUGGAUAAGUGCUCUAUUUCCCAAGACCCUUUCACCAGCCUGCAUGAGUUCCUGGACUGGAGAAAGCUCAAACUCCUACCUCGGAAAGCCCAUGACAAUGCACAGCUGAUCAGCGGGGUGUACUUCCAGGGGACAACCAUUGGCAUGGCUCCCAUCAUGAGCAUGUGCACAGCAGAGCAGUCUGGAGGGGUCGUCAUGGAUCACUCAGAAAACCCUCUGGGUGCAGCAGUGACGCUGGCUCAUGAGCUGGGGCACAAUUUUGGGAUGAAUCACGACACACUGGAGAGAGGCUGCAACUGCAAAGCAUCCACUGAUAAAGGGGGCUGCAUCAUGAACCCCUCCACUGGCUAUCCAUUCCCCAUGGUCUUCAGUAGCUGCAGUAGAAAGGACCUGGAAAACAGCCUGGAGAAAGGAGUGGGAAUGUGCCUUUUUAACCUGCCUGAAGUCAAGGAGUCCUUUGGUGGCCAGAAGUGUGGGAAUGGCUAUGUGGAAGAUGGAGAGGAGUGUGACUGUGGGGAGCCUGAGGAAUGUACAAACCGGUGCUGUAACGCAACCACCUGUGCCUUGAAGCCGGGAGCAGUGUGUGCACAUGGGCUCUGCUGCGAGGACUGCCAGCUCAAAGCAGCGGGGAUUUCUUGCAGAGAAUCCAGCAAUUCCUGCGAUCUGCCCGAGUUCUGCACGGGGGCCAGCCCGCAGUGCCCGGCCAACGUUUACCUGCACGACGGGCACGCGUGCCAUGGUGUGGAUGGCUACUGCUACAACGGCAUCUGCCAGACCCACGAGCAGCAGUGCAUCACCCUCUGGGGCCCAGGUGCAAAACCCGCUCCUGGGAUCUGCUUUGAGAGAGUCAAUUCUGCCGGAGAUCCUUACGGCAACUGCGGGAAAGACUCCAAGAGCUCCUUUGCCAAAUGUGAACCCAGGGAUGCGAAGUGUGGAAAAAUCCAGUGUCAAGGAGGAGCAAACCGACCUAUAAUUGGUACCAAUGCUGUUUCCAUAGAAACCAACAUCCCACUUCAGGAGGGUGGCAAGAUCCUGUGCCGUGGCACCCACGUGUACCUGGGGGAUGAUAUGCCCGACCCUGGGCUCGUGCUGGCAGGAACCAAGUGUGAAGAUGGAAAAAUUUGCCUGAACCGGCGGUGCCAGAACACCAGUGUUUUUGGAGUCCAUAAAUGUGCCACCAAGUGCCAUGGACGUGGGGUCUGCAACAACAAAAAGAACUGUCACUGUGAGGCUGACUGGGCCCCCCCAUUCUGUGACAAGCCAGGCUUCGGUGGCAGCGUGGACAGUGGGCCCAUCAGGCAGGCAGACAAUAAGAGUUUGACCAUAGGAGUGCUGAUAACCACCCUGUGCCUUAUCUUUGCUGGAUCAAUCAUGUACCUCAAAAGGAAGACUUUCAUGAGGUGGUUGUUUACAAGCAAGAAGACAACAAUAGAGAAAUUAAGGUCUGUGAGUCCAGCAAGACCUUCCAGUUCAUCUGAGCCAAAUCGUGUUCAUACCACAUGUGGUAGUAAAAACCUCAUCAUGAAGCCACAAAAUACAACCAUACAAAAAAGAGAUGGCCCGAGGCGGCCGCUGCCAUAUCAGAUCAUCGACAUCAGCAGCCCUGUGAAGACACACGAGGUGCCACCAUUAAAAACACCCCAGCGAGUCCUGCCACCCCUUCCCCAGCUGCCAGGCCACCAAGCUGGGCCUGAGAGACCCCUGCCAGCUAAUCCUUCACUGAGGUUCUGCCAGGAGCCCCCCAAGCCCAGCCCUCCUCGGAAGCCUCUCCCCGCUGACCCCCUGGGUCGAGCGCGCCAGGGCCCCGCUGGACACCCCAAGGCUCUCCCCCACGUCAGCCCUGCCAGACCUGCUCCCAGACAUCCACCGCAGGUAUCCAGGUCCAGCAACACGACGGACCUGAAAUGAGUAAAAAAACCUGACACCUUUAUU
This is a messenger RNA of Pseudopodoces humilis (Tibetan ground-tit), 2805 nucleotides long. It is a transcript of the gene ADAM12, whose product is annotated as ADAM metallopeptidase domain 12. Gene Ontology annotation, molecular function: metalloendopeptidase activity. NCBI's taxonomy places the organism in Eukaryota, Metazoa, Chordata, Aves, Passeriformes, Paridae. Gene Ontology annotation, biological process: proteolysis. The record is from RefSeq and is a predicted model, not a curated record.